Capronia coronata CBS 617.96 is the source of this 924-nucleotide messenger RNA. RefSeq lists its product as uncharacterized. The transcript has a single exon. Gene Ontology annotation, molecular function: hydrolase activity. The record is from RefSeq and is a predicted model, not a curated record. Bases 1 to 924 code for a protein of 307 amino acids. NCBI's taxonomy places the organism in Eukaryota, Fungi, Ascomycota, Eurotiomycetes, Chaetothyriales, Herpotrichiellaceae.
AUGCGUCUAUAUGCGAUCUCAGAUCUUCAUAUCAGCUACAAGCAUAACCGUGAGGCACUGGAUGAACUCGCACCUCACCCCGAGGACAGCUUGAUCAUAUGCGGUGAUGUGGGCGAACGUCUCGAACAUCUUCAGGAGGCUUUCGAGAUCGCUACGGACCGCUUCAAGCAGGUUUUUUGGGUGCCUGGCAAUCAUGAGUUGUACACACUACCGGGAAUCACCACGGAAGACGACCUGGACAAAGAGCUCCGAGGGGAGUCCAAAUACCAGGAGUGCGUGAGAGUUGCGAAUGAGUUCGGCGUCAUCACCCCGGAGGAUGAGUUCGUCAAAUGGGAAAGCGAAGGCAAUGGGGGCCCAUGCAUUAUCUGCCCGAUUUUCACGUUGUACGACUACAGCUUCAGACCGCCCGACGUACCACGAGACAAAGCCGUCGACUGGGCGAUGGAGGAAAACGUCUAUGCGACUGACGAAGCACUUCUACAUCCCGACCCCUACGCAACAAGAGAUGCAUGGUGUGAGCAGCUGGUUUCAAAGACAGAAGAGCGCUUAGAAGCCGCUGCUGCCAGAGGAUUUCCACUGGUGAUCAUCAACCACUGGCCUCUCCGAGAAGACCUGGUCACCAUACCCAGUAUACCAAGGUUCAGUAUAUGGUGCGGGACGAAGAAAACUCAACACUGGCACACCCGCUUCAACGCCAAAGUCGUGGUCACGGGGCACUUGCAUGUCCGGAGGACAGACUGGAUUGACGGGGUGAGAUUCGAGGAAGUCAGCUUGGGGUACCCUCGACAAUGGCAGGCCGCAAAGGAUAGGGGUCUCAACAUUAACGAUCUGCUCAGGGAGAUUUUGCCUGGAAUGGACGACCCUGGAGACGGUUGCACCAUCUGGAGACGAUCUGGAGUGCCAUCCAAACCCAGUUUGACAUGA